Messenger RNA from Thermothelomyces thermophilus ATCC 42464, 1651 nucleotides. RefSeq lists its product as uncharacterized. The coding region runs from base 377 to 1381 and encodes 334 amino acids. The transcript has 2 exons. Lineage: Eukaryota; Fungi; Ascomycota; Sordariomycetes; Sordariales; Chaetomiaceae. The record is from RefSeq and is a predicted model, not a curated record.
GCUUGCCCUAUUCCAUCUGCAUAUAGUGAGAUGGCCCGCUUUAUGUGAAUUACUGGGCCAACUUCGCCCCGAGGCCUUUCUUCAUUAGGUGUUGCUUGCCUGCACGGGCAGUACGGAACACGGAAGUCAGUACUGUUGUGUAUGUAAGGUAGGUACAUACCUUGCUUAUGUAUGUUCCGUACCUUACCUAAGGUACUUUGAAUGCGCCCGAGACACUUUACACUGCCACGUUGUUCCAGUGCAGCUGCAUAACCCUCGGAUCGUCGAACAAUAACGCACUUCGGGAACUCGGACAUUUCAGUAUGUUGUGAACUAUCUUCGUCCCAUCUUCGAUGGUCGAUUUUUUCACCUGACUUACGCGCCUAUCUCGAAAAAAAUGACGCUACCAGAAGUUGCCGCUGCUCACAAGAACGGAGCUAGUUCCGGCGCCAACACGACCCCGGAUACGGACCCGGUACCCAUGAGGGCACCAAGCACGGAGAUGGCAGCCGUCACGGAUCGCGAUGGGGUCAACCCGCUCGAGUUCGAGGGCUCCGUCGACACCAGUGACGAGCCCCCCACUCUCGAGACCAUCCGCAAGAUCGACAAGUACACCGUACUAGACAAGGACGGCAAAUCCCACACCUUUCGCAGUCUCUACACCGGCCGCCACACGGCUCGCCGCGUGCUCAUCAUUUUCAUCCGCCAUUUCUUCUGCGGCAACUGCCAGCAAUACCUCCGGGCGGUGUCCGAGUUCAUCACGCCGCAGGCGCUGCUCUCCCGCCCGCGGGGCGGCACCACCUUCAUCUGCGUCGUCGGCUGCGGCGACCCGGCCCUGAUCGACAUGUACGCCGAGGCGACCGGCUGCCCCUACCCCAUCUACGCCGACCCCACCCGCCGCCUGUACGCCGAGUUGGGCAUGAUCCGCACCCUCGCCCUCGGCCCCCGCCGCCCGGCCUACAUGCGCACCGGCCUCCUCAAGAGCAGCCUGCUCAGCGUCGCCCAGGGGCUCAAGCAGGUCCCCAAGGGGCUGGCCCUCAAGGGCGGCGACACGAAGCAGGUCGGCGGCGAGUUCCUCUUCGAGCCGGUGGCGGGGGCCGGGCCCGACGGGGUCCGCGCCGCGGAGACGGCGGAGACGCCCAUCGGGAUCGAGCCCCCGGCCGCGUGGGCGCAGGCAGGGAACGGCGAAGGGGCCGGCCAGCGGUCCGAGACCAGCCUGGACGGGAAGGGGGAGCCGGACUCGGACGGGGUCGACAAGGUGGUGACGUGGUGUCAUCGGAUGAGGAACACGAGGGAUCACGCCGAGAUCCCCGUGCUGAUGGAGGUGUUGGGUUUGAAGGAUGAACCGGCUGCUGGUGGUGGGGGGGACAAUAAGGAGAGGGAUGGGAAAUCGGGCACUUAGGGGGUCGUCAAAGGUCAGGAGAAUGAGUAAAAACGGGGCUGCGGGUAGGUGAAAUUGCUCUUUUUUUUAUUUUUAUUUUUUUCAUGUACAUCCCGGGCGACGAUGGGAGAUCCUAGCGGGUCAUGAUAUCUCGGUUAGAAUUGGAGUUUUUAGGGGGGAUGACUUGCAUGUUCGCAUGUCAUAGCAGAGAAUGAUACCAACGGCAUUUCCACCUUACCUGAAAAAGCCUCUUUUCCCUUUCUCUAGUUUGCUCUAGUGUCUGAGACUCUG